AUGUAUCAGCGCGAUCGUAACCAAUCACUUUUCCUUGGGGGGGAGAGAAUUUCCGGAAGCGAAGUACGAAAUCAGAAUGUACUUGCUGUUAUGUCUAUUGCGAAUAUUGUGAAAAGCUCGCUUGGUCCAGUAGGCCUGGACAAAAUGUUAGUUGAUGAUAUUGGUGAUGUUACAAUAUCAAAUGAUGGAGCUACAAUUCUCAAUUUGCUUGAAGUUGAGCACCCUGCUGGACGUGUUCUUGUAGAGCUGGCUCAGCAACAGGACAAAGAAGUUGGUGAUGGGACAACAUCGGUCGUUAUAAUAGCUGCAGAACUUCUUCGCCGUGCAAAUGAACUCGUAAAGAAUAAAAUUCAUCCAACCACAAUUAUUACUGGUUAUCGGUUUGCUAGUAAAGAAGCAUGUAAAUACAUUGCCGAUAAUCUAACUACCAAGGUUGAUACAUUGGGACGUGAUUGCCUUGUAAAUGUUGCAAAGACAAGUAUGGCCAGUAAGAUCAUUGGAUCUGACGAUGAGUUUUUUGCAAAUAUUGUUGUGGAUGCGAUUCUUGCCGUUAAAUCUACAAAUUCUCGUGGCGAAAUAAAAUACCCUGUUAAAGCUGUCAAUGUUCUCAAGGCACAUGGUAAAAGUACUCGAGAAUCUCUUUUUGUUAAAGGAUAUGCUCUGAAUUGUACUGUUGCAUCCCAAGCCAUGAAAACAAAGAUCACGAAUGCAAAAAUAGCGUGUCUAGAUAUGAAUCUUCAGAAGGCAAGGAUGCAUUUGGGUGUUCAUAUCACUGUUGAUGAUCCAGAAAAGUUAGAAGAUAUUCGUAAACGUGAAGCUACCAUCACAAUUGAACGUGUUCAGAAGAUUAUUUCUGCGGGAGCCAAUGUUAUCUUUACAACAAAGGGUAUUGAUGACCUCUGUUUAAAAUUAUUUGUGGAAAAUGGAGCUAUGGCUGUUCGUCGCUGUAAAAAAGAAGAUUUAAGAAGAAUUGCAAAAUCUACCGGAGCCACGCUUAUUUCCACACUUGCUAAUCUUGAGGGAGAGGAAACAUUUGAACUUUCAUAUCUUGGUACUGCAGAAGAAGUUGUUCAAGAGCGUAUUUCAGAUGAUGAGUGUAUUCUUAUUAAAGGCACUAAAGCUCAAAAUUCAUCUUCCAUCAUUUUACGUGGUGCCAAUGAUUACAUGUUGGAUGAAAUGGAAAGGGCUUUACAUGAUUCAUUGUCCGUCGUGAAAAGGACUCUGGAAAGUGGUGCCGUUGUUCCAGGUGGUGGUGCAGUUGAAACAGCGUUGAGCAUUUAUUUGGAAACUUUUGCGACGACUUUGGGAUCACGAGAGCAGCUUGCUAUAGCUGAAUUUGCAAAUUCACUUCUUGUAAUACCAAAAACACUUGCUGUAAAUGCCGCAAAGGAUUCAACUGACUUAGUUGCAAAAUUAAGAGCAUAUCAUAAUGCGUCCCAAAACGCUACCCCAGAUGAUCCAAAAAAAAAUCUAAAAUAUUACGGCCUUGAACUUCUUAAGGGUGAAGUUAGAGAUAAUUUGAAAGCCGGCGUUGAACCGGAACAAAGAGGUGGAGAAGAUGAUGGUCAUGGCCAUUAA
This is a messenger RNA of Funneliformis geosporum, 1578 nucleotides long. NCBI's taxonomy places the organism in Eukaryota, Fungi, Glomeromycota, Glomeromycetes, Glomerales, Glomeraceae. The record is from the annotation of a GenBank genome assembly.